AUGGCUAUCUCUUCCAACGACGUGCUUUCUUCUAUGUUCCCAGCAGGUAUCAGUGUCUUUGCCAUUGACGAAGACAUCAAAGUCCUUCAAAGCAUCGAGCAAAUGUGUAUGGAGAAUAACUAUCAAGUCACCGCAUGCAACGAUUGUACAUUUGCUUUGAAUCUUGUUAAUGACGGAAGAUUGAGUUUUGAUAUCAUACUCAUUGAUGUUCGUAUGUCAAAUACGGAUGGCUACGAAUUUCUUCGCCAUGCUUUCCAAGACAUCGAUAUUUGUGUUAGUAAUGAUGUGCAAUUUGCAGUGAUGUCCGAUAAUGAUGAUCCAAAUGUGGUAUUAGAGUCAAUUAAUGACGGGGCUUGUGAUUUUUGGAUUAAACCACUGCGUGAGGAGCAAAUUAAGAAUAUCUGGCGGCAUGUUGCAAGGAAAGUUUUGAAUGAUAAAAAAGAACAAACGAAUCUUGGCAGUCUGGAAAAUAACAAUGACCAAAAUAAAAGGAAUAACGAUUCUGAAGUGAAUUCUUAUGUGAUCGAUGCAACAGAAGGAGUCCAAACAAAUAGCAAUUUAAACGAAGCUGAUGAAUCAGAGAGUUAG
Abrus precatorius (Indian licorice) is the source of this 588-nucleotide messenger RNA. RefSeq names its product two-component response regulator ORR21-like. The record is from RefSeq and is a predicted model, not a curated record. The transcript is spliced from 3 exons. Gene Ontology annotation, biological process: phosphorelay signal transduction system; cytokinin-activated signaling pathway. Lineage: Eukaryota; Viridiplantae; Streptophyta; Magnoliopsida; Fabales; Fabaceae. The coding region runs from base 1 to 588 and encodes 195 amino acids.